AUGACAAGUUUCGUUUACUGUUUAUCUACCUUCGAAGCGUUGGUUCUAUUUCAGUUUCUUCCAGCAGCGAGUCUUGCAUCUAGUUUUCAACUUGCAUGCGAUAAUGGAACUUCAUUAUCCUUGGUUUACUGGGAGCAAAAGCCUUAUGUCUACAAAGAUGAAGGAGAAUUCCUCAUCAACGGAGCUUUGCCUGAAAUCCUCAGGAAAAUUUUCAACGUUUGUUGUAAACGUGAAGCUAACAUAACAGGAAAACGUAUUGAGUACCCCAGCUCAUUAAAACUUACGAUUCAAAAUCAUUCUCACCAGGCCAUUAUUCCAUUAGGGCGAAGAGUAAGCCGCGGUGAAUCGAUAUACUUGCGCCCAUUUCUUGGGUUAAUAGAGUCUCCAGGGAUGGCAGUGAUUGCACAAAAGACCAUUCCAGGACAGGAGUUGCUGGCUGCUAUUUUUGACGCUUGGCCAAUCUUAAUUUUCAUUGUGAUGGCAGUAUCUCUCAGUGCAAUAGUCAUGUGGAUUCUGGUAAGUGCAAGUGCUCUUUUGCGUUGUUAAAACAGCUUUACCUUUCACUUACUUUGUGUCUCUCUGUGGUUUUGUGCUUUCAAAAAGAAAAGAUUCAUAUAUCAACCCCCAAAACUUAAUAAAAUGAACAAAUAGAUACAGAUAAAAAUAAAAUAAAUUGAAUAAAGUUUUAGAAAGAAAAUAUGGUACCAGUACUGCUAUUCUACAAAGCGUUGAUAUAAAAAAACAAAGGAAAAGGAAGAAAGAGAAUAAUCCAUGAGCCAUCAACAUCCCUGCAAAAUAGAAGCCAUGGAACUCUUGGCGAAAGCCUCACCUUUCCAAACCAGAGAAUUGAUCGUUCUCUUUAUCAUGUAUGGAGGAUUAAGCUAGUACAGACAAGGAAAUUGAAUGGAAUCAAUUAUACGGGCACGUCGCCACCUCCUUAUUUAUGUGGCUUCGAUUAAAGAGAAGGUCUGAUUGGAGUGAGGUAUAAACUUUGGCGACAACUUUUGACAGAUUCUUCUUGUUCGGUUAAAAGACGUGACAUGUAAAUUCUAACCUAAACAGCAGCUUAAUUUGCCAUUUUUCAAUGAAGACACAAUGUUAAAAAAAUUGCAUUUUUAAGUUCAAUACCGUCAACUGAAGCAUACGGUUAACUUGUUAUUCGUUUUUAGCAACUCACAAGCUUUUGAGAUAAGUUUUUCAUACAUGAUUGCUAAAUUUCACCUCUUUUUUUUCUUCAGGAUUAUCGUUCAAACCCUGAAGAAUUCCCGGAAUUCUUUCCCAGCGGAGUAUUUGAAACAUUUUGGUGGGCUGCUGUUACUAUGACAACCGUGGGGUAAGUGCCUUGAACCAGCUCGUGAAUAGCAUUCUUUUACAGACAGGCCAUCCCCCCUUUUUUUUCGCUUUGCGUUGGAUGCGUUUUCCGAUAUUGGGUCGGUCGGUAGGAUUGAAAAAAAAAUACUAAAAAAAAAUCAAGAGAAGUCUCAGAAUAAGAGGCCCUGUUACCCCAGGACGACGAUAAAAGUUAACAUUCCCUUAUUUGGAUUAACAAAAUACACAAUAUACUGUAAAAAAAAAAUGUUCCUGUUUUUGUUCCUGUUUUUCUGUACUCUGUUACUACGCUCAUUUUUCAGAUUAAAGUGAAAAAUAGUUUAACUACGUCGUUACUUUUGGUUGUUGUUGUUGUUUUUUGAAAAUGCUAAAUAUUUGGGUCGGUCGGACGACGCUAAACGGAGAAAAAAAAGGGGAUGGCCAUAGUAUUAUGUAAAAUACAUAAACCGAAUCUGUUUUGCAUAAUAGUCAGGAUAGGGUAAUUAUACCGGAGUUUCCGCGCACGCGAAGCGCGUUCGGCGGAGCCCCAUUGCUAAGAGAAAUAAUUAUGGCAAGGUAUAAUGUCUAAUUUAUGAGACUGAGGUGAGAUGAACCAACAGUGACACCCAAAGCAUUGUUCUACUUGAUCUACUCGCCAGAGAACCCGUCAGUUCCAUAGCGUUUGAAUACGCUGCAGUUAAUUUUUUAUUUUAGGUAAUUUUUGUUUUUCCUUUGUUUCAAAUUCAUUAAGAUACAUUACUACCGUAUUUAUUCGAUUAACCGCCCUGGGCGCUUAUUAAAUUUUUGUACCUUGAGAGUGGGCGCUUAUUCGAGGUGGGCGCUUAUUCGAGACUGGGCGCUUAUUAAAUUUUCACCAUUUUCAGCAAGUCUAGUAUGUUGAUUUCGCAAGAAAACAAUAAAUGCUAAUAACAAAACGCGAAGAAGUAACAAAGCAAGGUUUCUGUAAAAUACUCUGAAGAAAACUCCGUCCUCAGGGAAGUCUCUUAUUAGAAUUUAUUCACUCAAGUAGGUGGGGUCGGGGUGAGCGCUUAUUUGAGUUUGAUUGGGAUGGGGAGGGGGUGGGCGCUUAUUCGAGGCUGGGCGCUUAUUAACUUUUUCUGCCUUUAGGACGGGCGCUUAUUCGAGGUGGGCGCUAAUUCGAGGUUGGGCGCUUAUUCGAAUAAAUACGGUAUACCCAAAAACAAAGGAAAAAUAAAAAUUAACUGAGAUAAAAAGUUAACUACAACCAAUACAUUAAGGCUUGUUCGUGUUAUCCUGAGCAUAAGUAAGACUUCUGCUUCUCUUUUUAAUUGUAAUUAUUUUGUUUUGGUUUUGUUCUUUUCUUUUUUGUUUUCUUUUUUUUUUCUUACACUGGCUUUUUCGUUUAGCUAUGGUGACAAGGUGCCGCGCAGUGUAGCCGGACGUCUUUUUGGAGUUGUUUGGAUUAAUGUUGGUCUUGUUAUACUCGCUAUCUUUAUGGGUAUGAUCACCGCCUCCCUUUCCAGUAACAGUCUCGAACAAAUCAGCAACCUUUAUGGAAUGCCUGUAAGUAUUAAAAACCAACAUACCUUUAUCAAAACUGUCAAAGUAAGAUAUUUACAUUUGUAACUUUCUCAUUCUUGUUCGGUUAUCAGUCGUUAUUAGCGUUUCAAGUAUUCUCCGUUCUGAAUAAAGUUUCGCUGAAAAAAAAAUGCAUGAAAACACAUGAAGAAUACCUUGAUCAGCUGCAAAAGAAGACGAGCAUGUCGGCUCCUCCGGGUCUCAAAGCCAUUGACCGAAAUGUUGGUCCGGCAAAAAGCCUAUAAACCACGAGAAAAUGAAAUUACAGGCUAUGGACCAUUCCAAUCAAUCCAGUUAUCAGUAUAGCUUCUGUUCUAGUUCCGAAAACCGGCUGGCGGCCUCAGACAACUUCACAGACAAGUUUUGCGCGAGUCUGUACGGUGACUUAGGGAAUUUUAGUUUAUAACUGCACUAAAGAUAUUAUAAAGCUCCAAAUUUGACGGCCGGCUUUAGCAAAAAUUUCUUUUCGUUCACUUUAUUUUAUUCGAGAUUUUUUUAGUUGUCUAGCAGAAUAAAAUCGUAGAAUUCUGCUGAGUUUUUCAAGCCUGUUCAUGUUCAAAAUGUUUUUGUUUUUCUAAUUCAUUCACUCUGUUCUUUUUAGCAAGAGUAGCUAUUUUAAGAACAGUACUAAACGGGACAUGAGCUUUUGAAACUGAGACAUUUGAGAUACAUACUCGUGAUUUCUAUACUUACACCUCUUUUUAUCGAUUCAUACCAGGUGGCAGUUAUGAACGGAUCAGCUGAACAACAGUUGGCUAUUUUACAAAACGCCGAGGUUCAUGGUAAGUAUCUCAAAGCUGUAUACAUUUCAAAACGAAUAAGUUGGCAGUUUGAACAUCCAGAAUAAUGAAGAAUAAUGAAUAAACGUAAGGCUUAAUUCACCUUUGACAUAUAUACUUUAAGCUUUGUCUUUGACUUGGCAUACUUUUUGAAGCUGUUCAAAACACUCACUUAUUUAAAAUCUGACCGAAAAAAUCUGAACCCGCUGUUCGUUUUUUAUAAGAAUCACAUCUCAUAAUCACCUAUAAUUUUGAUAUAAGUAAUAAUAAUGAAAAAAUAUGAUUUGCAGCAAAAAUAACUUACGAUGAAUUGUACAAGAGUGUGAAAGAUGAAGAGACUAGGGUGGCAUUGGUGGAUCUUUACAGUACAACUCAACACAGUGUUAAAUACUAUGAGAAAUACGGACUUUAUGUGGCCACAGUACUUGAUGAGCCCGUAAUCUAUGGAGCGGUGUUGCCCAUGGGCUCUGAGACUGCAAGAAAUUGUUUCCGUAGCUAUACUGAAAAUCAUCAGUUGGAGAUACACGAGAUAAUAGAGAAGUUCAUUAAGACAGAAAAGGUUAGAGAAUAUGCUAUCAUACGUUUUUAUUUAGAAUAAGCAAUCUUAUCAAAGGCAGGGACCCUGGGUAAGAGAUCAGUCCACUAAUUUAUGGUCUACCCAUUAAAUGUUUUCCACAUAUUUCCUUUGUACGUACAUCGGUGAACAAACUGCUUAAAGCUCUCUCCCACAUAUAAGCAAAUUGAUAAUAUAUGAACUUAUAGGCGCAGUAAAUAGGAACUUGCUGGUCUUUAGGUAGUCAGAGGAAGACAACUGGUGAUGGCGUUAGUGAUUAAGCUGUGGAGAACAGAGAUCCUCUUUGGACACAAGGGGUUGCAAUUGGUCGUUGCAGAAUUAAUAACGGUUAUACGCCAUGGAGACAAAGUCGAGUAGCUGUUUAUGUAAAUUGCGUGAUUAUGGUCAGGACAUGGAUGAUGUGCGACCUUAUUCUCCCUACGAAGACAAUUGAUGACAAAGGCGAUUGGUUGGGAUUUGUACAAAAAUGGCCCCUCUGCAGUCAGCAAUGUGGACAUUUCAAUUGUAUUUGUUUAGUUGCAUGUAGGUUAUUAAUGUUCUUGACGUGAUUUAAAGUUUUGCCUCUUUUCUAAAUCAGGCUUACAAGCACAUAUUACUAAUUAGAAACAAUUUGAAAAAAAGAGUUUUCUUAUAGAAUAACACCAAUGAUAUUCACUGAAAAAACAAGUCAAAAAAAGAAUUAUUCCAUCUGUUUCUUUCCCAUUUUCAGCAACCAAGUGAAUCUUCAAGUCUUGGUGUUGAGUAUUUUCAAGAAAAUCUGUUUGGUUACACUGUGUACAGUCUGCUUGGUUUCUUUAUUGUGAUUUUGAUCGUCGGCCUUAUCUGGGAGUAUUCUCUUCAGGCUCAAAAGGUGCACAAAUUAAAAAAGGGCUCAGGUAAUCAAUCUACAUUACAUUAGAUAAGCCUGGUGAUAAACUUAAAUGGUUUCAUUCCACUAAUCUCUGGAACAUCCGGUGAUCCUGGCAUUUUGCUAAAAUUAAUUAAUUCCAGGUUCCAAUUGCGUUUCAUUUCAUUUACUUCAGUAGGUUGACCAAUUCUUGUCAGGAUCACUGCAACAGCGCGAGGCACCAUAAUGAAUGAUUUUCCAGUAAGACCUUUGUUAUGCACACAGGAUUCUGGGAUCGCCGGUGGGCGGGGAGGUGCAAACGUUGCGAGUCGCCAUUCCGUAUGUCUGCUCAGCUAUAGAUCACCGCCGAUGACGUCAAAAUGUGUUAACCACAAUGUUGCCUCUUGAGCAGAAUUUUAAUUAAAUUUGUUUUUUAGACUGUGGUAAAUUUCGGCGAUAGUUGAUUACUCUGGUUACUAGUUAUGAAGUGUUAAGUGACAUGAUAGUUUUUCGCACUUGUUUGUUGUUUGUUAUUCUUGUUGUCCUACAACAGCAUUUUUCUCUGUUCGUGCUCCCAAUCAGCUCAUCUUUCUCCUUCUCUUUCAUCUCUUUCAUCAUCAUCAUCGUCGUCACCGCCAUCCUCAUCGUCAUCAUCAUCUUCUUCUUCUCCUUCUUCUUCUUUUUGAUUGUUAUUUUAAUGUUUUUGAAUCAUAUAUCCCAACCAAAACUCCAAAAGGCAUUUCCAAGGCUUUCCUCCCCAGCAUCACGAUGGUUGUAUGAAUUUGUUUGUAACAUCAAGGAUUAAUGUUUAUCUGAGACAUUUUUUACUAAAUUAAAUUGUCUGUUUUGUUGCAGAAAAAUGUUCUCCCAAGCCUGAGCCAUCGCUUCCCCUCAAAGAUGAUGAAAAUCAAGGGAACACAAACCUUCCACAGCGUAUAUCUUCGGAUGGAAGUGUGCAAACGGAGCGUCUAUUGGCAGCUCAAAGCGCAGAGAUCUUGGCCAUGGAGGAUGAGCUUAAAGCUUUCCGUAAAAAUUGGGAUAAAGGCUUAAGAGAUUUACAGGAGCGCCACAAGAAGGAACAGGAACAACUUUUUCAAUUGGAUAACUUUGGUUACGACAUGUAA
Molecule: messenger RNA, 6171 nt
Organism: Porites lobata
Lineage: Eukaryota; Metazoa; Cnidaria; Anthozoa; Scleractinia; Poritidae
Source: the annotation of a GenBank genome assembly